CUCUUUCCCUCCUUAUUUCUUUACUUUCGUUUUUGGGAACCCUUUAUCUACUAUCCUUAUAUUCAGUCAAUAAUAUAUAAUACUCCACUCUUUUAAAGAAAAAUCAGUUAUUUAAAUGACUGGCGUUGAAUAUGACACAUAUGGUCAACGACAGCCUAUUGCUCACGAAGAUCAAUACUCUGACAACUACAUUCACAGAGAAAGCUACCAUGACGACGAUCGACAAAUGAUGGAAGAGUAUGCUGAAAAGCCUAUUGUUCCCACCAAACGUCCAUUCUAUAAGCAAAAAAGAUAUUGGAUUAUCUGCUCAAUUUUAUCAGCCAUUAUCAUCAUUGUUGUUGUCUUACUCAUCAUUUUUGUAUUUUUUCCAAUGAUCGCGCAAAGUUUAAUGAACCAAGCUUCUAUCGAUGUCGACACCGCUCAAAUCACAUUCUCGAAGCCAGAUGCUCUUAAUUCAGUCACAUACGCUAAGCGUGAUGGUGAUGAUCUGAAUUCAACUUUUUAUAUGGAAAUGCACAGCUCGCUCAAGAACACCGGCCCUUUUGCUGCCUCUAUAAAGUUUCACAACCCCAUUCAAGUCUUGUAUAACAAUACUGUCUUGGGUGAAAUCUAUCUUUAUAAUGAUACAAGUAUCUCUGGUGGUCAUGGCACAUUGAAUGCUAUUACUCCCUUCAUCAUUAAGGAUCAAAAUGCAUUCUCUUUAUUCACCAAGGAUAUGCUUGCAGUCAAACAAUUCUCAUGGACGCUUGUAGGCAAAUUAGAUAUCACUGCCCUUUCAAGAACUGCGACAGUGAACCUGAAUAAGCAGAUUACCCUAAAUGGUAUGGACGGAUUUCCUAAUGUAAAAAUCACCUCUUUCCAAUUACCUGGUGAUGCUCCUACUGGCGGUAUUCAAGUUGAAUUAGGUACUGUCUUAACAAGUCCUUCUCCUAUUGGCGUACAGCUGGGUACAAUUGAAUUGCAGAUUGGUUACGACGGUGUCACUCUGGGUAGAGUCACUGCUCAAAACGUCAAUCUUCAAAAGGGCGACAAUGACAUUCUCUUGAAGGGUGUACUCGCUCCUCAGAAUGAUACAAAUUCCCUUGCUAAAGUAAGCACUCUGUUCUCAAACUACGUUGCUGGGAUUAUGUCGCCUACAGCUGCAACAGGUAUCUCCUGUGCUCCUGAUGGUGUUCAUCCUGUCACUUGGUUAUCAGAAGGUUUCAGGACUGUUCAAUUAAAUGUUGCCCUUGGUGCAGAAAAGCCUUUGCAGAUCAUUCAGGCAGUCAGUAUGGGUCAAAUUGACAUGAAGUUUGAUCCUGCCAACCCUUACGCCCCUAUUGCUACUGCUCCUAAUGUUGUUGCCAACUUUCAAAUUCCUUUCGGUUUCUCACUAAACAUUACAGAAGUCACUCAAAACAUUACUCUCGGAUUAGAUGAUGAUGGCAAGAGCAAGGAUAUUCAGAAAUUUGCUACAAUCCAAGUACCUUACACACCCGCCCAGAGCGAUCAGAAGGCAGGUACGCUCAAGUUUGGUAUGGCCAAUACGCCUAUCACUGGUAUCUCUGGUGCCAAUGAUCAGUUUAACCAAUACGUCUACUCAUUGACUGCCGCUAAUAACUACACCUUUGGCGUCGCUGGUAAUGCUACUACCAAGGUUAACACUCCCAUCGGUCCCAUUACCUUGGGUGGUAUCAGCUUCUCUGUACCUACAAGCCUUAGAGGCCUUCAAUUCUUAAACAGCUCUGCCACUGUUAUCAAUUCUCUGGAUGUCACAGGCGGCAACACGGACGGUUUAGUCCUUGGCAUCAAUGUCACCAUGGUCAAUCCUUCCGAUGUGACAAUUACUACUGGUGAUGUUCACUUCAAAAUGGCUGCUUCUGAUGUCGAUCUCGGCUUGGUCACUUUGAGCAACCUCACGUUGAACCGAGGCAGCAAUACGGUGAAUGCUGUUGCAUCCUUUAACCCCAAAGUCUCUGAUGUUGGUCAAAACUUGCUCAGUAGCUUCGUUAUGGGUGGAAACAAUGAUGUUCAAAUCCUUGGUUUCGAAAACUCAACUUCUAUUGCUCCUCUGAUUGAAGCUUUAAGUUCUAUCACCAUUACCUCUACCUUGCCCGGUCUGAAGACAGCUCUGAUUCAAGGAAGUGCCCUGACCGUUCAUCCCGAUACAAACAACACUGGUAUCGUCGGCGUCAAGGUCUCUAUUGCUAACCCCUUCAGCGCUGGUCUGUCUAUUACUAAGGUCGUUGCUGCUGCUACCUACCUAGGCACACCCGUCGGAAAUAUCAACCAGGACCUUAGCAGUAACCCAUUCAUUAUCCCUGGCAAGCAAACUGCUCAGUCUCAGGAACUUAACAUGAACAUGAACAUUGAACCUGCUGCUAUUGCAUAUUUGCUUCGUGAGCUUGCUGUCAACUCCAAUAUGGACACAAGGACUCUUGAUGCAUUACUUGGCCUCGGUGGUUUCCAUGUUGAUGGUCAACAGGACGUUGCUCCUGAGCCUAGUGCCUUUGCCGGAUUCAAUAUCUCUGAUUACACAUUACAGGCCAUGAAGGCUCUCAAGGUUGAUUUGUCUCUUUCCUCUGGUCUUACCAUUGGACAAUAUACUGACGACUUGGCCUUCUCUCAAAACAGCGUAGCUGUCGCAACUGAUGCCUCUGUGCUUGACUUGAUUCCUAUAGUCGGUCAAAAGAUUGUACAGCAAAUUGUCGACGGUGCUGUUCUUGCCUUCGAAACUGUCAUCGUGUCUGCUCCUACUAAUGAGCAAUUUACUGUGCAGAUGAGGGGUAGCAUUACCAAGACAGGCCCUAUGGAUGCUGCUAUUAGUUUCCCUACACCUUUGACAGUUCACUGGCAAGGUUCACCUCUGGGUACAGUUAGCAUGCCUGAAAUCCAAGCCAAGGCAGGCGUUGGUGCCAACUUUGACGUGACAGGUACCUUUACCAUUGCCAAUCAGGAUUAUAUGGCCAAGUUCUCAAGUUAUUUAAUCAACAACCAAAACUUUGUAUGGGAAAUUACGACAAAGGAUGUGUCUGUUAACGCUCUUGGCUUUACUUUUACCGGUAUCUCCAUGGAUAAGACUGUUACUUUAUCUGGCUGUAACGGAUUCAAGGACGCGGUCAGCAUUCAGUCAUUCUACCUUCCUCAGGAUGGCCCUGACGACACUAUUGUACUGACUGCUGAGACCACCAUCAAGAACCCAAGUCAGGUCGGCUUUAAUCUCUCUGGAGUCGUCUUUGAAACUUACUUCCAGAAUGUCGAUCUUGGUCCACUUGGAUCAAAGGGUAACGCUAUAUUCCCUCCUCGAGGUUCUUCGCCCAUGUCUAUGCAGGGUUCCUUGAAAAGUCAGAAAGGUAAUCCUGCAGGUAUUGCUGCUGUAACCAAGGUCUUUGAAAACUAUCUUAAUGCUUCUAGCAGUGUUCUCUCUGUCAAGGGUGUAUCCGGAAGCGGCCCCAACGGUGAAGUUGGAUGGUUAUCAACUGCAUUCAAGACACUGACCAUUGAUAACGUUGUCUUGCCCGGUCCAACUACCAAGCCUCAGCUUAUCCCUGCUGUUACCAUGAAGGAACUUACAUUGGAUUUCACUAAGGAUCCUUGGGCUCCUGCUUCCAGUUCUAGCAAUGUCCAGGCACAACUCAAGAGUCCUUUCGGCUUCAGACUUGGCGUCAGCAAGCUCAACAUGGAUGUAGAUGUUUCUUACAAUGGAGAUGUAGCCCAUCUUGCUGUUCCCAAUGAACCUGCCACUACAAAUGGUGAUAUUGUUACGACCUCAUUCUCUAACGUUCCAUUCAAGGUGUCCAACCAGGGUAACUUUGUGACUUUCGUUACUGAUUUGACCAAGGGAGCUAGCUCUACCUUUGGCCUGAAGGGUGUGACGAAUGCGGUUACGGAUACAUCUAUUGGUACUUUUCAACUCAAUGGUAUCGGCUUUGAUGUUCAAUCCUCUUUGGCUGGUUUUAACAACUUUGGUGGAAAGCUUACUAUCGAUUCACUUGCUGUAUCUGGUGCAACUAGCAAAUAUGUCAUUGUGGAUCUUGUUGUUUCUUUCAACAAUCCUUCCAACAUUACCAUCGUUGUAGGCGAUAUCAAUUUUGACAUUGUCAUGAAAGAGCUCAACGGUGUUAUCGGCAAGACCUACAUGAAGGGUGUGACCAUUCCUCCUGGAACCAAGUCCUAUCCUUGUGUCAUGCAUAUGGGUGAAGGCUCUGUUAACCUCAAGGCUCUUGCUCAGACAUUUGGUGACUACUUGACCGGUGCCAGUGUUCCUUUAACUGUCCAGGGAACUCAAACUUCAACUGAAAUCGCUCCACUCAAGGACUCUCUGGCAAGUGUUCACCUUGAUACGGUCAUGAGCGGUAUUCAAGCCAACUUAAUCAAGCAAGUCGCUGUUGAGGGCAGUUUCAUUGGUAUCGCUCUUCAAAACAAGGCAACAUCCAAGAUCACGCUUCAGAAUCCUCUUGGUGCUUCUUACAAGAUUAUCAAAGUGAAUGCUGCAGUCACCUUUAAACCUUCUAAUGGCUCACCUCCUUUCAAGGUUGGCACCAUUGAUUAUGAUGUCGCUAAUCCUACGACCGUUCCUGGUCAUGGUAGUGCAACAACAGACAGCUGGCCUGUUAACAUCGACAAGGGUGAUAACUUCUUGCACCAUUUGCUUCAGAUGCUUGGAAUGAUGCUCGAUCCCAACAAAUACUUUGAUAUUACUCAAAAUGUCACUGUUAUCAUGGGUGAUGGAUUCCCUGCUCAAAUGUAUUAUUACCAAGACAAGGUUCCCUUCUCGAUUUCCAUUGAUGGUCUUCCACCUAUUGGUAUCACUGCCAACGAUCUUGCCAACAUCAAGAUUCCUGAUGGUCUUCAAUCAAUCACUGAUCCUAAUCAAAUCAUGCAGAUAAUGUCAAACAUUCUUUCUGGAAAGCCUCUUGUUAGCAGUGCUGCACCUUCUUCUAUUGCUUCUACUACUACUAGCCCAGCUGCUAGCCCAGCUGCUUCUAGUGGUUCUUCUAGUGGUUCUUCCAGUGAAGCAACUACAACAGGACAAGCUGGUACAGCUACUGCUUCUCCUACACAUGAUGCUACUAGCUCAGCAGAGCCUGAAAAGCCAACAAUUCAUGAGCCUGCCACUACUACUACUACUACUACUGAAGCUCAAAAGGCAACCGAGACACCUAAAGAAACAGCCAAGGCCACUGAGACCUCAUCUGGUCCCCAUUUCCCUUGGCCAUUUUAAAUAAAAUAACAACACCUCAACAUGGUAACCUCAUCUGUUUCAUAUUCUUUAGUUCAUUCCUUCUUUUAUUAUAUAUAAUUAUAUUUUCUACUUUUACUACUAAUAAAUGGUACUGUGC
Molecule: messenger RNA, 5321 nt
Organism: Rhizopus microsporus ATCC 52813
Lineage: Eukaryota; Fungi; Mucoromycota; Mucoromycetes; Mucorales; Rhizopodaceae
Exons: 5
Coding region: 116-5203 (1695 amino acids)
Cellular component (GO): fungal-type vacuole membrane
Source: RefSeq, a predicted model, not a curated record